AUGUGCAGCGUGUCGGUGCCGCGCGGCCCGGCCGCCGCCGCCGCUAAGCCUUGCUGUCUCUGCUGGUGCUGUUGCUGCUCCUGCUCCUGGUUGGCGGCGCGCGGGCCCGACGGCGGCCCCGGCAGGAAGCCGCGCGACCCCGGCACUUCGCCCUCCGAGCCGUUGCUCGACGGAGACGCGCCGCCCACGCUUGACGAGAUCCGCGGCUGGGGCGAGUCGUUCGAGCGGUUGAUGCGCAGCGCCGCCGGCCGCAAGGUGUUCCGCGACUUUCUCCGCGGCGAGUACUCCGAGGAGAACAUCAUGUUCUGGCUGGCUUGCGAGGAGCUCAAGCGCGAGACGGACCCCGACGCCGUGGAGGAGAAGGCGCGCUUCAUCUACGAGGACUACAUCUCGAUCCUGUCGCCCAAGGAGGUGUCGCUGGACUCGCGCGUGCGAGAGACGGUCAACCGCAACAUGGUGGAGCCGACGCCGCACACCUUCGACGAGGCGCAGCUGCAGAUCUACACGCUCAUGCACCGCGACUCCUACCCGCGCUUCGUCAACUCGCCGCUCUACAAGGCGCUGGCCCGGUUGCCCGCCGUGAACUCUGAGUGA
Molecule: messenger RNA, 594 nt
Organism: Pieris macdunnoughi
Lineage: Eukaryota; Metazoa; Arthropoda; Insecta; Lepidoptera; Pieridae
Source: the annotation of a GenBank genome assembly